CAGAGGGAUAUCAGUGGUUGAGAGGUGUUUCCAAAAACAUAGUCUUCUAGCUCUCCUACAAAAAGGAAACACAAAGGGAGAAAGACCUGUGCCCGUUGAAUGAUAGCAUCUGGUAGUCUCUGAGAAAAAUUGCUGGCUGCUUCUUGAAGCUCUACGUAUUUUUAUCCAGAUUGACUUGGGCAUCAAUCACCUUGUUCUCCACCAUGAAGUCCCUCUUAUUCUGUUGCCUCUUGGGCACUUUCUUAGCUACAGGCAUGUGUAUUGAGUGUGAAGUUUGUAUGAGUCCCGGCGAUAGAUGUAACGGCUCGAUGAUGGCCUGUAAAGAUGAUGAAGAUACUUGUGUGAUGUUUCAAACUGAACUGCUAUUAGCCCCUCUGUCCUUCACUUUCACUUCAAAAAUGUGCAGCACGUCUGACACCUGCCAUCUUGACUACGUGGAGACAAAUCUACCUUAUGAACUGGCAGUGAGGUCCAAAAGAGCGUGCUGUGUUGGGGAUGCAUGUCAAACUAUGACGCCUGUUGUGCUUGAACGUCACGACAACCGUUACAAUGGACUUCAGUGUCCUGGAUGCAUUGGAUUCGGCUCACAUGAAUGCAAUGAAAAACUGGUUUCCUGCCGGGAUACUGAAAACCAGUGUUUGUCUCUAACUGGGAAGAACAUUUAUAUCCUCGCCAACGAUAUAACUAUGAAAGGAUGCGCUACUGAGAGUUUGUGCACUUUACUUCAGAAGAAGAUCUUCUCAGCUAUAGCGGAAUGGGAUCUAGACGUCAAAUGCACCCCAGUCUUCCCACAGUCUUCCCAGUGAUGUAUAUAACUGCACAUCAAGGCCAUCGCUUCCACCUUACCAGAGCUUAGGAGCCAACAUGGCUGAUUCUGUUUUAGUCAGCUUUCAACAGAAUUCUCAUUCUUCUGGAUGUUUCCCACAAUGAAUGUGAAAAUUAACUGAACCAUGGUUCAAUCAAUAAAGCAGUUACUUUAAAAAGAA
Messenger RNA from Crotalus tigris (Tiger rattlesnake), 986 nucleotides. Its product is annotated as phospholipase A2 inhibitor subunit gamma B. Gene Ontology annotation, cellular component: extracellular region. Gene Ontology annotation, molecular function: phospholipase A2 inhibitor activity. The transcript has 6 exons. Lineage: Eukaryota; Metazoa; Chordata; Lepidosauria; Squamata; Viperidae. The record is from RefSeq and is a predicted model, not a curated record. Bases 204 to 806 code for a protein of 200 amino acids.